UCCUCUCCUCCGCCGUGUAGCUAGCGGCCGGGCGGACUGCGCUCGUGUGUAGGAGUGACUGUGCGGCCGUCUGAUAGCCUAUCUCCGAUGCUAGGAGCCGGCAGGAUGGAAGAAUUCGUAACCGAGGAAGAGGAGCCAUGGUACGACCAGCAGGAUCUGGAACAGGACCUGCACCUGGCAGCGGAGCUGGGCAAGACCCUGCUGGAGAGGAACAAGGAGCUGGAGGAUUCCCUUCAGCAGCUCUACAUCACCAACGAGGAGCAGGUGCAGGAGAUCGAGUACCUGUCCAAGCAGCUGGAGAUGCUGCGGGACAUGAAUGAGCAGCAUGCUAAGGUGUACGAGCAGCUGGACGGCACAGCCAGGGACCUGGAGAAGACCAACCUCAACCUGGUGCUGGAGAGCAAGGCCUCACAGCAGAAGAUCGAGAGGUUGACUGGUACCAUCGAGCUGCUGCAGGGCCAGGUGGAGAGCCUGACGGCGCAGGUGGAUGAGCUACGCUCCCUGGAGCAGCUGAGGGUCCGUCGGGAGAAACGGGAACGCCGGAAGACCAUCCACUCAUUCCCCUGCCUCCGGGAACUCUGCACUGCUCCCAGGUACGAGGACGGCUUCGUGGUGGGCAGCGUGGAGAGCCUGGCGCAGAGUGAGACGGCGUCGCGGCGGCCGGCGGAGGCGGUGGAGAACGAGCGUCUGCGCGACGCGGCCUCGUCCCUGCGCUCGGCCAUCCGCUCGGAGCGGGCGCGGCGCGAGGGCGCGGAGCGGGAGUGCGAGGCGGCGCUGCAGGAGUUCGGCCGGCUGGAGGAGCGUCUGGCGGCGGCCGAGGGCUGCAGCAUGCGCGUGCGCGAGCUGGAGACGGAGCUGCGCGAGCUGCAGACGCUCCGCCGCACGCGCUUCCUGCUGCUGGGCGGCGACGACGACGGCGGCCACGGCCUCGCCCAGACGCUGCUCAGCCACGCCCCCGAGACCGACACGCCCCAGGACCGCAGCGGCGACGCCGGCAGCAGCGGCUACCUCGACGGCGACGGCUCCUACGACGAGCAGGACGGCGUGUUCGAGGGCCGCGCGGAACUCCCCAACUCCAGCCCCGUGCGCAAGAGCUGCAGCGACACGGCCCUGGACGCCAUGGUGUCGCGCGACGCCUCGGGCCGGCGGCGGGGCAGCUACGCGCUGCACGCCAACAGCGUCCGGCGCCGCGGCAUGUCCAUCCUGCGCGAGGUGGACGAGCAGUACCACGCGCUGCUGGAGAAGUACGAGGAGCUGCUGGGCAAGUGCCGGCGCCACGAGGAGAGCCUGCGCCACACCGCCGUGCAGACCUCGCGCCCCGUCUCACGGGACCCCUCCGUCAAGGACGGCUACGUCGGCCCGCACGCCCACGCGCACCUCCCCCCCUCCACCUCCACCUCCUCCACCUCCACCACCACCACCACCGCCACCGCCGCGCCUCCAGAGGGGGUAUCUAAGGCCACAGAUGCCCCGGGGGGUCACCCGCGGGGGCAGAGCACGCCGGAGUACAAGGCGCUCUUCAAGGAGAUCUUCUCCCGCAUACAGAAGACCAAGACCGACAUCAAGUCCACCAAGAAGUCCGGCAAGUCGGGCAAAGCGGGCAAGUCCAGCAAGUCCAACAAAUGAGGUUUUUGAAGAGAACGGGCUGGUCAGUGAGAUGGUAGGAUAGCAUGGGACCACGUGUCUCCCCAAAGGUAGGAAGAGAGAGUCUGGUUUUCAGACGCCACUUGAUCAACGGCUUUGCGUUCGUGCCGGGAGAUGAGCCAGGUGAGCUCUGUGACUCCUUGAGCCACCUGUGGAACGACAGGUAUUCGAUCACAGGUACCACCACACCUGUGCUGAGGUGAAUCAGCCCACAGGUGUGUCCCAUUAUUAAGUCAUCCUCUGAUGGGCUCCACCUCAGGGAAUCAGCACUCUUCAGCAAAAAAAAAAAAAAAACCUUAUGAAAAGAGGACACUCAAAGGCCCACUAUGACAACUAUUGCAAAUUUAAAUGACAGGAAUUAAGGGAACAGUCUCUCAGUCAAAUAUACGGCAGACUCUAGCUGCAGUCUCUCAAGACAGACACACACACACACACACACACACACACACUCCUACUGUAUGUGAAGUAGUUCAGUGGUUAUAAGUGACACAUUCAUAGGUGUUCUGUCCUGGGGCUUACAGUCAGUUCACUGACACAGCAGUGCAACUCUACUUGUUCAGCUGGAAAGUUAACAUGCUUGGGAGGGGAACUGAAGAUAAAUGUGUAAUUUGGCCACGAUGCAAAGACAUUAGAUUUGAUUAAGAUAUCUCAACACUUUGACAGCUUACUGGCUGCUUAUAAAAACUUGUCAUGUACUGUACAUCAUUAACAUAUUUGGUUAACCUCUAAAAAUGGCCUCUGAAAAUAUGUAACUCGGGAAUUUGAAAUGUAGAUCACCCAAGCACAGUUUUUGUUUGGUUCGUAACCAAGCGAAACUGUACUGGAAUUGAGUUACCUGGCUCAGAACUCUUUGACUUGAGUCAAGUAUUUGAAAUCACUUACUAUUCAGAACAACAAACAAAAUGGCCUGCUGCAGACAUAAUUGGUCAUCCUUGCCUUUGCCUACCUGACUACAUGGAAUAUGAACUUAACCACUUAAUUCAAUUUUCAGGACAAUCUGAUCCAAUCUAAAAAUAUAGUAAGUGUAACCACUGCAGAAAAUACCAUUUUGCGUCCAUGAGGCUAUUUCCCUACGGGCUUCUCUUACUGAAACAGGGCAUUACUAAGGUGGCUAAGUAACAAACAAAACAAACAAAAAAAACCUUCCUGUCUGUGAGACACCUUUCUGCGUUUGCAUUUAUCCGUUGACCCUUGAUUGACCUGAACUCCAGCCUAGAUGUCCUCUAUUCCGCUCUGCUAUGCUUUGACUGCCUUAAAGGGUUCUCCUCGGCCUCACACGUACGCAAAUCCUCCUGAUGUGCUCUCGUCAGCAGAACCUGCAGGCCAACAAAUAGUAAACUUACAACUCUCACAGAGGCAGAAGUUAAUGCCACAGUAUAAGGGACGGUGAACUGAGCGUAAUGUGACCUAGCAUUGAACUGCAGUGAUAAUUGAGGAGGGAAUUAGAGGGUUCUAGACUCUUCAUAGUAGGGAUGCACAAUAUUAUUUGCAAGACAUCGAUAUCGGCAGGUAACAGCGUAAGAAUGGUAUUAUCGGCAUCUGCAUUCUGCAGAUAUGAACAUUCCUGGCAGAUGAAUGGGCAAGAUUAUUAUUGGCACAACGUAUACCGUUUGGGUGUCAAGCAUCAUACAAAUCUGAUUCUAUCAUUUUUUAUCAGUCUUAAGACCAAUAGGUUCAUUCUAGUGCAGGAGAGACCCUUAAAGGAAAUAAAAAAGAUGUAUGUAAAUAAAUUGGCAUCGGCAUUGCUAACUGGCAUUUCUUAAAUAAAUAUGAAAAGGUUAUGUAGCAAAGGGACAGAGCAGUGACCCCACCCGGUCUUGAACCCGGGUAUCCGGGGUAAUAACUCUGCAGCUUGACCGCAACACCAAAGAGCCAAGCCCGUUGGUAUGGCAGUCAUAGUGCAUAUUCAACUGUAGUGACGGUACUCAGUCACAGGUUAAGGCAUUGAAUAUUAGCAGAAAUAUCUAUAUUGUUAUCCAUAUCGAUAUUGAUAUCAAUAUUCAAUAUUGUGCAUCCCUAACUUUUAGUGUCACCCCACACCCUCCACGCACUAUGUAGUGGCCGCAUUUAAGAUACUGCAAGAUGUAGAAGGGAAGUAAAAUAUAAAAUAUGAAGAAUCCGAAAUGAAUAGGAAUAACAGGGAAUGUGAUAUUUAUAUGCUUAAGACAUUUAGAUAUCACAGAUAAAGAAAAGGAUCUACAUCACUUAAGAGAUAAUAGUGAUUUAUAAGAAGUGUGUUCUUUACUACGGGUGUAGGCCUUGCCAAAAACCAUUCCAAGCCUUUUGCAUAUGUUUCGUUUUUGUUAUAUCAUGUAGCUUUAGUAGUGUGUUUACUAAAUGAAGUUGUAUUGUUUUUAUUCAUGCAAGCAUCAGAGCUGAAUGGGUUCUGUGUCUUCUCAGUGUUCAGUGAAAAGUAACGCAAGAUGAGAGCAGGAACUUCCACCAGAAUUCCAUAGCCUGACGUUAUUGUGCCAUAGAAUCACAGGGAAGAAAAUACAAACAAACAAACAAACAAACAAAUCAAAACAUUAUAAUCUGCUCAAAGCUGCUUCAAGAAUGCCUUCAGGAUGCCAUAGAGGGAUUAGACAAACACUGACUUCCUCUUACGUGGGAUAUUUGUGCCAAUUUCUUUGCCGCUAAAGCAGCUAGCUACCCAUUCGACUCCUGCGGCAUGCAGACAUUGAUACCAAAGCAUAGUUACUUCAGCUCUGUCAAUCUGAAGAGAGACUAUUAAUUCUGUGUUCUAUUACAUUUUUAAUCCUUGCUUAGUUACAGUAAACAGGCUAGUAUCACAUGAUUAAAAACUCUCUAACUUUCUUUUCUCAGUGUGUGUUACAAUUUAGAAUAACUUACCUAUAGUUCCAUUUAUGUUUCACUCCAGGAAUAUAAUUUUUACAGGUAGCGGAUUAUGUUAUGGGUGGGGUUUGAUUUAUAAUGGUUUUGAUUACAGAUUAAAAUCUGUCUCGUCCAUGUUCACCACCAUGGUGUAUGCAUGUAUGUAUGUAUGUAUGUAUGUACUGUAUGUAUGUUGGUCAUUCCUCCAGACCCUCUCUCUUUUGCACUUUUAAGAGAGCUGUGAGCCUUGUGUGAUCAUGUACUAAAGCAUUUAUUCCCUUUGUUGCAGAACUCUAUGGUGCCUAUGUCAUGUCAUAUCAUAUCAUAUAUCAUAUCUUAUCAUAUCAGUGAACACUAUGCUUCUUUUCCUCCUGCUUUAUGCGUUGUUGGGCUUUUUAGUGUGCAAAGCUAAUAUAAUAGCCUAGUCUCUUUUCCUCCGCAUCCAUUCUCUGUAAGAAAACUGAAGCCGUGCAUUCUUAAAAUGUACUGUACUGCUUUCCAAUCUUAACACGCUUUUAUGAAAAUAUGACUCUCUGACGAGGACAAACUCUUCGGAUGUAGCCUACUCAACUUUCUCCAAUGGUGAAGAUUGGGAAGAUAUGAAUAUAUUAAGUUAUAUUUGAUGUGAAAUGAGACUUGUCAAGCUUGGCUUGCCAGGGUCAGCAAGUGUGACUGAAAACGACUCUGCAAAGCUCAACGUAUCUGAUUUAAUCACUCUGUUUUGCUCUUUACACAAUUAAAGCAUU
This is a messenger RNA of Sardina pilchardus (European sardine), 5225 nucleotides long. RefSeq names its product cerebellar degeneration-related protein 2-like. The transcript has 5 exons. Lineage: Eukaryota; Metazoa; Chordata; Actinopteri; Clupeiformes; Clupeidae. Bases 88 to 1626 code for a protein of 512 amino acids. The record is from RefSeq and is a predicted model, not a curated record.